Molecule: messenger RNA, 1934 nt
Organism: Medicago truncatula (barrel medic)
Lineage: Eukaryota; Viridiplantae; Streptophyta; Magnoliopsida; Fabales; Fabaceae
Product: metal transporter Nramp3
Exons: 4
Coding region: 130-1677 (515 amino acids)
Biological process (GO): defense response to bacterium; positive regulation of reactive oxygen species metabolic process; iron ion transmembrane transport
Cellular component (GO): vacuolar membrane
Molecular function (GO): cadmium ion transmembrane transporter activity; manganese ion transmembrane transporter activity
Source: RefSeq, a predicted model, not a curated record
UCAACACUUUCGCCACACCAAAAUAUUCCAAUUUACCGAAUUUUCCAUUUUCGUUUGUCAACGUUUUUUAUACAAAUGAUCAACACUUGAAUUGAAUUGAAUUGAAUCAAAUUCAAAUAUCAUCAAAUUAUGUAUCCAAAUUCACAAGAACAAUCACAACCACUUAUAGUGGAAGAACAAGAAGAAGAAAAGCCACAAGAAACAGCAUAUGAUUCAUCAGAAAAGAUAGUGGUGGUAGGAAUAGACGAAUCCACAAACUGGGGUACCUCGGUGCCACCAUUUUCAUGGAAGAAGCUAUGGCUAUUCACUGGACCUGGUUUUCUAAUGAGUAUAGCGUUUUUGGAUCCAGGGAACUUAGAAGGAGACCUACAAGCUGGUGCCAUUGCUGGGUAUUCUUUGUUAUGGCUUCUUAUGUGGGCCACAGCUAUGGGACUUUUGAUUCAGCUUUUGUCAGCUAGGCUUGGUGUGGCUACAGGGAAGCAUUUGGCUGAGCUUUGUAGGGAGGAGUAUCCUAGAUGGGCUAGGUAUGUGCUUUGGGUUAUGGCUGAGUUUGCUCUUAUUGGUUCUGACAUACAAGAGGUUAUUGGUAGUGCUAUUGCUAUUAGGAUUCUUAGUAAUGGAGUUAUUCCUCUUUGGGCUGGUGUUGUCAUUACUGCUCUUGAUUGUUUUAUUUUUCUCUUUCUUGAGAACUAUGGUGUGAGGACAUUGGAAGCUUUUUUUGCUGUUCUCAUUGGUGUAAUGGCACUUGCUUUUGCAUGGAUGUUUGGUGAGGCAAAGCCAAGUGGCAAAGAACUUCUAGUUGGUAUUUUGGUUCCAAAACUCAGCUCCAGAACUAUACAACAAGCUGUUGGAGUUGUGGGAUGUCUUAUAAUGCCUCACAAUGUAUUCUUGCAUUCGGCUCUUGUUCAGUCAAGGCAAGUUGAUCACAGCAACAAAGGCCGAGUUCAAGAAGCGCUUAACUAUUACUCAAUAGAGUCAACAAUUGCCUUGAUAGUCUCCUUUAUCAUUAACAUAUUCGUCACAGCUGUGUUUGCAAAGGGGUUUUAUGGUUCCGAAGUAGCAAAUAAAAUAGGCCUUGAAAAUGCAGGACAGUAUCUUCAGGAGACAUAUGGAGGUGGAGUUUUUCCGAUAUUGUAUAUAUGGGGUAUUGGGUUGUUAGCAGCUGGUCAAAGUAGCACUAUAACUGGUACUUAUGCUGGACAAUUUAUCAUGGGAGGCUUUCUAAAUUUAAGGUUGAAGAAAUGGAUGAGGGCAUUGAUUACUCGUAGUUUUGCAAUAGUCCCAACCAUGAUAGUUGCUCUUAUGUUUGAUGCUACGGAGGACUCACUAGAUGUUCUGAAUGAGUGGCUUAAUGUACUUCAAUCGGUUCAAAUUCCCUUUGCGCUUAUUCCUUUGCUUUGUCUUGUGUCGAAGGAGCAGAUAAUGGGCACUUUCAAAAUUGGCCCUGUCCUCAAGAUUUUUUCGUGGAGUGUGGCUGCUCUUGUGACAGUGAUUAACGGCUAUCUGUUGUUGGAAUUCUUCUCGGCUGAAGUGAAUGGAAUAAUAGUUGGUGUUGUAGUGUGUACAAUAACCGCUGCAUAUGUUGCAUUCAUAAUAUAUCUUAUUCUGCGGGCGACCACAUUUUCACCUUGGCAAAGUGUAACGCGACCAAAGGCGAUACUUCCCUCAGAUAGUUGAGUGAAUAAUGGAUCCUUAGAACUGCAGACUAGGAAGUAGUAUUGUUGUACCAGUUGGCUUUCAUGAUGCAAUAGGCAGGGGCCAUCUUAGUGUUUGCCCUGCAAAUUAUAAAUAAUUCAGGGUAUACUUUAGGUGUUAUAUUGCUUUGAAAUUUUGUUUUUGAGGCUUUGGAAACACAUGUAGUGCUUGACCUUUGUUGUAAUAUCUUAGGCUACUCUACUUUCUAGCAAAAUUGAAUUAAAAUACUAUCCCAAGCA